This is a messenger RNA of Brassica oleracea var. oleracea, 732 nucleotides long. RefSeq lists its product as uncharacterized. The record is from RefSeq and is a predicted model, not a curated record. The coding region runs from base 1 to 732 and encodes 243 amino acids. The transcript has a single exon. NCBI's taxonomy places the organism in Eukaryota, Viridiplantae, Streptophyta, Magnoliopsida, Brassicales, Brassicaceae.
AUGAUGAUUGAUGAUGGAAAGAACAUACGGGACUCGACCGAUACGGACGUCAUCUCUUUUAAGGGGAGAGCAUCGGUCAACCAGACCAAACCUCGCAACGAUGUCCUUGUCAACGAGUUGACGAUUCAGAACAUCGACGUCGCGAGAGUCCUAAUCGAUAUUGGAAGCUCGGCUAAUAUUGUUUUCAAAAACACCCUCGAAAGAAUGAAGAUUGACCCGUCCGAAAUCACGGAAAACCCUAGCCCGUUAGUAGUACUCUCAGAGGAGACCACUAUGGCUCUCGGGUCAAUUAACCUCACAGUCAAAGCUGGAUCCAUAGAAAAAAUCGCAAAGUUCCUAGUUGUCGACCGACCUGCGUCAUACAACGUAAUCAUGGGCACGCCAUGGUUGAAUCUUAUGCAGGAAAUUCCAUCAACGUACCAUCUUUGCCUCAAAUUCUCAACCCCUCGCGGAAUCGAGACAAUCUGGGGAAACCCGAGGGUGGCACAAGUCUGCUUCACCGCAGAACAAAAACGAAAACAAUCGGAUUCUGAGACCACUUAUAGGAAAAAGUUGGCCUCCGACAAAGAAGCCCAAGAAGAAGAUUCGGCGGAACUCUUCUGGAAAUUGCGGAAAGCUGAGAUCCUAGAAGAAAAGCGCGAGCCGACCUGCGAACCCGUGGUAUUGGUAUGUCUUGACGAAGCAUUCCCGAACGAUGCAUCGAGAUCGGAGCCAACCUCCAUGAACCUUUAA